This is a messenger RNA of Medicago truncatula (barrel medic), 2411 nucleotides long. RefSeq names its product BTB/POZ domain and ankyrin repeat-containing protein NPR1. Gene Ontology annotation, cellular component: nucleus. Bases 365 to 2149 code for a protein of 594 amino acids. Gene Ontology annotation, biological process: defense response to bacterium; regulation of jasmonic acid mediated signaling pathway; defense response to fungus. The transcript has 5 exons. The record is from RefSeq and is a predicted model, not a curated record. Gene Ontology annotation, molecular function: protein binding. NCBI's taxonomy places the organism in Eukaryota, Viridiplantae, Streptophyta, Magnoliopsida, Fabales, Fabaceae.
CCCUUUAAAGUAACCCAUUAGACUCAGUUACCAACAUCAUUGGCCAAACAAUCUCUCUCAUCAUUUUGUUGGGUCAACCUUAGUUCAUUGUCUCACUUUCUCUUUCCUUUCUUGGUCAUGGCUUCUUUGGUUGAAUGGACUUAGAAUCCUUUAAACAUUCUUGGUGCAAAACUAUCCAUAUAUUUCUAUCUUUGUAUAAGUCUUUUAUAAGCUUCAGGGUCAACUUGUUACUGUUCCUCAAGAUUUGUUUCUCUCACAAGCUUGCUAUUUUGAGUGGUUUCAUCUUCAAUCUCAAAUCAAAGGGUGACCAUAUUAAGUCAACCAAUCCAUUGACUCAAUUGAAGCCUUUGAUUUACUUGAGGUCAUGGAUAAUAAUUCAAAUGAAGCAUCAUCAUCAUUGAGUUUUGUAUCAUCUCAAUUAUCAAAUGCUUCAAGUAAUAAUCACAACAUAACUUCCUCAACCAACAAUGAACAUGUGGCAAUGGCAAAUACUGAAAUUGUGAGUUUGAAUAAGCUCAGUGGAAGCCUUGAGAAGUUAUUGAGUGAUGUUGAUUAUGAUUAUUGUGAUGCUGAGAUUCUUGUUGAAGAAAUCCCGGUCGGUAUUCAUCGAUGUAUACUGGCUUCACGAAGUCAAUUUUUUCAUGAACUUUUUAAGAAAGGAAAAGAUGGAGAAGUUAAGGAUGGAAAGGGAAAGCCAAGGUAUCUCAUGAAAGAAUUGGUGCCUUAUGGUAGUGUUGGAUAUGAAGCUUUCAUUGUUUUCUUGCAUUAUUUGUAUACUGGAAAGUUAAAGGCUCCACCACCAGAAGUGACAACAUGUGUUGAUGAAGCGUGUAUUCAUGAUUCAUGUCGUCCUGCUAUUAACUUUGCUUUGGAACUUAUGUAUGCUUCUUCCACUUUUCAGAUGAAAGAGCUCGCUUUAGUUUUUCAGAGGUGUCUCCUAAAUUAUGUUGACAAGGCUCUUGUAGAAGAUGUCAUUCCAAUUCUAAUGGCUGCACAUCACUGCAAACAAGACCAACUUCUCUCUCAUUGCAUUCAGAGAGUAGCAAGGUCUGACAUGGAAAUCAUAUAUUUGGAAAGAGAACUUCCUCAUGAAGUUGUGACUGAAAUCAAAUCCCUCCGAGUCCAAUCUCUGCCGGAAUCAACACCGGAUUCAAUGGAAGUGGAACCUGUGAUUGUGAGUGAUAAGAGUAUCAGGAAAAUCCUUAAGGCAUUGGACUCUGAUGACGUCGAGUUACUGAAGCUUCUUUUAGACGAAUCUAGUGUGACUCUUGAUGAUGCCUAUGCACUGCACUAUGCUUGUGCAUAUUGUGAUUCUAAGGUUGUUCAAGAAGUUCUUACACUUGGAUUGGCUGAUAUUCUCCUUAAAAAUCCUCGCGGAUACACGGUUCUUCAUGUUGCCGCAAGACGAAAGGAUCCAUCCAUUUUGGUUGCACUAUUGAAAAACGGAGCUUGUGCAUCAGAAACCACUCUUGAUGGACAAACUGCUCUUUCAAUUUGUCAGAGAUUGACAAGGCGAAAGGAUUAUCAUGAGAAAACGGCGACGGGGAAGGAGUCUCACAAGGAUAGGCUUUGUGUUGAUGUACUUGAGAGAGAGAUGAGAAGAAGUUCCAUGUCAGUGAACAUGGAAGUUUUGUCACAAUUAACUGCUGAUGAUUUACACAUGAGACUGGAUUACCUUGAAAAUAGAGUUGCAUUUGCUACGCUGUUCUAUCCUGCUGAGGCUAGGGUAGCCAUAGAGAAUGCUGGGGCAGAUUCAACACCACGCUAUGCAAGUUCAACAGCUUUGAAGGGCAAUAUAAAAGAAGUAGAUCUAAAUGAAACUCCUUCUGUUAGAACAAGAAAACUCCAAUUAAGAUUACAAUCCCUUUUAAAAAUAGUUGAGAAUGGUAGGCGUUUUUUUCCGCAUUGUUCUGAAGUGCUUGAUAAGUAUCUAGACGAUGAUAUGCCGGAUGUUUUUGUCCUAGAGAAGGGAACGGAAGAAGAGCAGAGAGCAAAGAAAGCGCGGUUCAUGGAACUUAAAGAUGAGGUGCAGAAGGCAUUUCACAAGGAUAUGGCUGAAAAUAACCAAUCAGGUUUUUCAUCUGCAUUGUCGUCUACAUCAUCGUCAGCCCGUAGGGAAAGUCUUAACCACAAAGUGAGGAGAAAAUGAAGUCCAUUUUGUUCAAGAGUAGUUGCUAUAUAAGUUUUGGCCUUUUGAUGUAAUGUUGUAACUUGCAAGUAGCCAACAGUAGCAUGUUUUGCUAAUAAGAUGCUAUGUUACUUUAGUUGUUUUACAAAUGCACAUGAGAUAUUUUUACUAAGUCAAUGUACUUGCUUAUAAUCAUGUAAUAUAAUUAAGGAAUUUUAUUACCUAGAAACUAUGUCACACAAUUUUAGUUGCAAUUGGAUAUAAUUAGGAAUUUGCUUUGUAA